Messenger RNA from Rhodamnia argentea, 4115 nucleotides. RefSeq names its product PWWP domain-containing protein 1. The record is from RefSeq and is a predicted model, not a curated record. Lineage: Eukaryota; Viridiplantae; Streptophyta; Magnoliopsida; Myrtales; Myrtaceae. The transcript is spliced from 2 exons. Bases 246 to 3704 code for a protein of 1152 amino acids.
CCCCUGCGGCAUUUCUCUUCGUUUCGGGACACGCCUCACCUCGUUCUCUGUCUUUGCUGUCUCUCCGCCUCUCUGCGUUUCAUCGUCUCGAUUUCUGAUUUCUCGCUCGUGUCGGUGCCUUCGUCGGAGAAAUCAGCACCGGUCGCCUCCCACAAGCUCGCGGAAGGUACGGCUCUUCUCUGUUGGGAACCAUCGGAGCUCCGUUUCGCCGUUAGAAAUUGGUGUUAGACCUAGGAGCUGCUCAAAUGAUAUCCGCCGCGAAUGAGGGCGGUUUAGAGAGCAAAUCAGAUGGGUUGGAGGAGAAUCGUGGGGAAGGUGGGGUUUCUGAGGAUGCUCGUGAAGAGAAGGGCGUGGAUUUGGGGGUUGUGGACUGUGGUGCAGUGGAUUCGAUGGGUGUCGAUUCCGUAGCUUUAGGAGGCGAAUUUAGGGCUUCGGGUAGUGGUGUAGAUUCAGAAAGCGGGAGAUCUGAAGAGGAUGGAGUUAGGGUUUGCUCUUCAGCCAGUUGGGGGAGUGCUGGUGGGGCAGAUGAGGAAAUGGAACCUCGAGCUUUCGAGUUUAAAAGCGAGAAGUCCGGUGAGUAUCGACUCUAUGAUGUGAAAGGUGAAAUUAAAGUGGAAAAUGACCCAUCUGAUGCCUAUGAUUGUCAAAUUGGUUCCCAAGGUCGGCUGGAGGUUGAUGGGGAUGGCUUGGAGUCGAGAAACUCUAGUGGUACGGGUGAGAGGAAAUCCUUGGACCGGCAGUAUGAUACUUUGUUGUCUGAGUUUGAUGAAUAUGUAGCGAAUGAGAAAAAUAGUUCCAUUGAAAGUGGCAUGUCAAGGGCUUUGAGUUAUGGAUUUGAAGUGGGGGAUAUGGUGUGGGGCAAAGUAAAAUCACAUCCAUGGUGGCCUGGACAAAUCUUCAAUGAAGCUUUUGCAUCUUUUCCAGUGCGUCGCUCAAGGAGGGAUGGUUAUGUGCUGGUAGCUUUCUUCGGUGAUAGUAGUUAUGGGUGGUUCGACCCAGCAGAGCUUAUACCUUUUGAGGAGAAUUUCAUCGAAAAAUCAAGCCAGACGGCUUCAAGGACCUUUGUUAAGGCAGUUGAGGAGGCCAUGGAUGAGGCAAGUAGGAGAAGUGGUCUUGGUUUGGCUUGCAGGUGUAGAAAUGCUUUUAGUUUUCGACCAACACAUGUUCAAGGGUACUUUGCAGUCGAUGUGCCUGAUUAUGAACAAGGAGGGCUGUAUUCGGCUGCUCAGAUAAGCAAAGCACGAAACAGUUUCCAGCCUUGGGAAACUCUUGCAUUUAUAGAACAGCUUGCAUUAAUGCCACGAAGCAGUGAUGAGAAUAGCCUUGAGUUUGUCAAGAAUAAGGCUAUUGUUUUUGCUUAUCGCAAGGCAGUAUUUGAGGAGUAUGAUGAGACCUACGCUCAGGCAUUCGGGGUGCAGGCAGUGCGCCCUUCUCACGAUCCAAUUGAUGCAACAGCUCAGCCAGUGAAAGAGCCACCUCGAGCUCUUUUGAGUGGUCCACUGGUGAUUGCGGAGGCUCUUGGCGGGAAAAGGAUGUCCACGAAACCUAUGAAAGUGAAGGAUCCCUCCAAAAAAGAUAAAUAUCUUUUCAAGCGUCGGGAUGAUUCUAGUACACAACAAACUAGCCCAUUACAGGCCAAUUCUUCGGUUCCUGCCACUUACCUUGACGGUUCAUCUCUAGCUGCAGCGGGAGGUUAUAUCUUGCAGAAGAGAGCUCCAUCUAGUCCUGCCAACUCCCAGAUUCCGGUUAAACUUGAGCAAACUGAAGUAACUUCAGAUGCAAUUUCAAGUCAAGGUGUUCCUGGGAAUUCAGUCCUGCAUCAAGUUCCAGAAAGUAGCACUGCAAUCAAUAUUCCAAGUCCCUCUGGUUUAGGUGGCCCCAAUGCGAUUGGGAAAGGGGAUGAUGCAAAAAUCACCAAUUCUCAAGAUGGUUUCCAGCAAAAAGGCCAGGAACUUUAUACAGUACAAGAUAGUGGUUAUGUUUCUCCUUUAUCUGCUGAUGUUGCUAGUUCUGAUGGAGCUAUGAUGACGAAGAAGAAGAAGAAAGUUCUUAAACAUCCUGCAGGGGAGCCAAGCUCACAGAAUGUUGCUAUGAGGGAGAAGAAAAAGAAGAAAAGGAAAGAAGUUGGCUCUGAGACAGAUUCUGAUCAUCCCCGAAAGCGGCUGGUAGCUAGCAAAGUUGGAGUAUCAGUGGCAAAAGCUGCUGGUAAACUAACUCGAGUUGAUUCAGCCUCAAGAGAAGAAUCUUAUGCGGACAAACAGAAGAAAAGUGAAGCAAGCAGGACGCAUCCCGAUAACGUUGGGACGAUGCCUACUUGGUCUGGAAAUGCCGAGCUUGAUUUGCGACAACUCUUGAAUGGCUUGCAAGCCCUGGCUCUUGAUCCUUUUUAUGGCAUUGAAAGGAGCAAUCCUGCAGUUACAAAGCAGGCAUUCCUUCGAUUUCGAUCACUUGUGUAUCAGAAGAGCUUGGUUCUGGCUCCACCAUCUGAGAUUGAUACCGUUGAAAUUCGCCCUGCUAAAUCUCCUGCUGGUGUUGGAGCUCCUGAUCAGCCUACUGGUGAAAGUGGAAGAAAGUUAUCAUCUUCAAAAUUAACAAAACCUCCUGGAAGAUUCGAUGACCCAACAAAAAGUGGCCGCAAACGUCCUCCAUCUGACCGUCAAGAAGAAAUUGAAUCAAAGAGGUUGAAGAAAAUCAACAAUAUCAAAUCAUUGGCUGCUGAAAAGAGGGCAAUUCAGAAGACCCAAGAUGCACCACGGGGAGAGGGAAGAGAAACUGUAUCUGCAACCCCAAAACAAGCAAAACCAUUUCCUGUCAAGAAAGUGGAGUCUCAUCCGGCAAGAGCCUCAGACCCCACCAUAUUAGUCAUGAAGUUUCCUCCUGGAACGUCACUACCCUCUGUCACCGAGCUCAAGGCAAGGUUUGCUCGAUUUGGGCCAUUAGAUUACACAGGCAUCCGUGUCUUCUGGAAGUCAUCGACAUGCCGGGUUGUCUUCCACCGCAAACUUGACGCAGAGGCAGCUUAUAAGUAUGCUGCUGGAAACAACAACUUAUUUGGCAAUGCUGGCGUGAGAUAUUCUCUUCGGAAUGCAGAAGUUCCUCCAUCCGAGGCUUCGGAGUCUGUAAAAGGCAGAGGCAGUGAUUCUGUACAUGAUACUCCACGCCUUAAGGAUCCUUCCACUGAAAGACCAGGACCAGCAUCCACGGUGCAGCUCAAGUCGUGCUUGAAGAAAUCAUCUGGAGAUGAUGCUGGUGUAGGGCCCACCACAGGUAACGGAGGUCGGGCAGCAGCCCGUGUAAAAUUUAUGUUGGGUGGGGAAGAAACUAGUAGGCAAGAGCCAAAGAUGAUGGUUGAUAAUGCAAACAACUUCAACGACAAGAACAACAAUGCUAGUUUUGCAGAUGGUGGUGCAUCAUUAUCUUCUUCUUCCUCUCUUGCAAUGGUUUAUAAUAGUAAGAACUUUCAAAGAGCUGUCUCUUCCUCUCCUCUUCCGCCUCUUCUUCCCUUUCCUCCACUUGCAAAGCCACAACUGCCGAACAACAAUGCAUCACUGCCCACUGAAAUAGCACCCUCUUCUAGAAGUGCACCCACUUUUAACGUCACCGUGGACAUCUCACAGCAGAUGAUAAGCCUCUUGACUCGGUGCAAUGAUGUAGUGAACAACUUGUCGGGCUUGCUAGGUUAUGUCCCCUACCAUCCUCUUUGACGGGAAAUAAGUGAAGCCCGACCGAAACGAGCGAUUAAUCCUUUUAUGGACCGUGAGGAUGGACAGUUUGAUCUCCUAUAGUCGCAUGGAAUUGCAUGGAGGGCGAUGCACCAAUCAAAAAGCCCAAUUGGCAGUGGACUUCUGGAAGGGAUUCGAUUUGUCCUUCGGGCUGAGGAGCCGCUGGAAAGGGGCCUCAACUGAAGCGGUUGAGCAAGUGACAGAGACCAAAUGACGUCCGUCAUGUGUAAUCAAUAGUGAAAUCUUAUUGCUCCUGCUUUCACAUGUUUCUUUAUUAUUUGUAUGAGACAUUGUCUUGUGCCCGUAGCUUUUCUGCUUUAGCUUUGUACUGUGCUUGACAUGGACACUUUUUGUAUGGGCAACGUGACUUGGAUAGUGGAGUGGGAAGGGUCA